AUGGAUUGCCAGCAGGGGAACAAACAGUUUUCCUUUGAUUUCAAGAUUGUAGAACGCAAAGCGCAGUGCCAUACAACGCGCAAGGGCCACAACCCCCCAGCCAGCCACGGGGCAAACGCCGGCGCGGGUGUUUUUGGUCGGCCUUUGAAUUUCGGCAGCCGGCAGCCCAUCAAACAGGCUCACCCCAUGCCGCGGCGGGAACCCGGUCUCGCCACCGAGCCGCCCCCACCCGAGCAAGGCUGUGUAACAUUAAGGCCGGCUUUGGCCACACCCAGGGGGUGGGGAAAAUCGCAUAGCUACAAAAAGAAACCUUGCCCCACACCCGCCAGAUAA
This is a messenger RNA of Trypanosoma grayi, 333 nucleotides long. RefSeq lists its product as hypothetical. Lineage: Eukaryota; Euglenozoa; Kinetoplastea; Trypanosomatida; Trypanosomatidae. The transcript has a single exon. The record is from RefSeq and is a predicted model, not a curated record. The coding region runs from base 1 to 333 and encodes 110 amino acids.